Molecule: messenger RNA, 2618 nt
Organism: Rhodamnia argentea
Lineage: Eukaryota; Viridiplantae; Streptophyta; Magnoliopsida; Myrtales; Myrtaceae
Product: inositol transporter 1
Exons: 7
Coding region: 811-2367 (518 amino acids)
Biological process (GO): transmembrane transport
Cellular component (GO): membrane
Molecular function (GO): myo-inositol:proton symporter activity
Source: RefSeq, a predicted model, not a curated record
ACGUGGCCGAAUCGUCCCCGAGAGGAGAACUUCCGUUGUUACUUUUUCUCGAUGCUUUCACUUUCUUUCAACUACCACCCCCUCCCUUCGCCGAUUUUCUCGGGAAAAAAAGAAACAAAAGAAAACUUGGCUGCUGGAAUUUUCUCGCCCCCUGGUUUCUGUCUCGGCUCGCAUUUGCAAUUUCACAAGCCACCAUUGUCGCCGAAUCUCGUCUCUCCCGUUCCGGCGUGGGAUCGUGUGGAUUUAGCUCGGCAGUGGUUUUUCGGGGGCUGAGCUUUUGCUAUUUCUGAGCAUAGGGAAGCUCGUUCCUAGUCCAGAUUGUAGUGAUUCUGCGAUUACCUGGUUGUCUUUGUCGUUGUUGCUUCAAAUAUAAAGGCUAAUUUGGUUGGACUCGUCAACUGAUCGAAGCAAAACUCGAAUCGUCCUCUUCUGUGUUGUAUAUCUAUCGAUCCCUCUCUCUCUAUCUCUCUUAUACAUUUUCCGAGAGAUAAAUUCCCAGUCUUGCUUUCAAAUUCGAGUGAAUUUGUCGAUUUUCCAAGCACUUUUAUUGGGCUUGGAUUGAAACUUUUGGGGGUUUUGCUUGUACCAGUAACGCGAGUGUAAGAAGCACGUUCUUUUUGUCAGCUCGUGAAGUUUCUGUGGUUGUUGUGGAGAGUUUCGUGAAUUGUUAGUGUAAUUAUCGUCGUCCCGAGCUCAGCUCCGUUCGGUGGCUCGUUUUUUGUUGUCGCCAGAAGCGUUGGGCCGUUCCAAGUGGUUUUAUCGCGAAAGUCUAUUUGUUCUUGAUUAGAUAGACAUAGGAGUUGCAGCGAAAUGACGAUCGGGUCUAUGCCGGGUAGCUCUGGAUACUUGAACUUGUAUCCAGAGCGGAAAAUUUCGUAUUUCAGUAAUCCAUACGUGCUUGGAUUGACUGUGACUGCUGGGAUAGGCGGACUACUCUUUGGCUACGACACAGGUGUCAUAUCUGGCGCGCUCCUGUAUAUUGAAGAUGAUUUUGAGGCUGUCAAGGAGAGUAGCUUUCUGCAGGAAACUAUUGUCAGCAUGGCCUUGGUUGGUGCAAUGAUUGGAGCUGCUUCAGGGGGUUGGAUUAAUGAUUCUUAUGGACGUAAAAAAGCUACCCUUUUAGCUGAUGUUGUUUUUGCAGUUGGAGCAGUAGUAAUGGCCGCUGCACCUGAUCCUUAUGUCCUCAUUGUUGGUCGGCUUCUAGUUGGACUUGGUGUUGGUGUUGCAUCUGUUACUGCUCCUGUAUAUAUCGCAGAAGCUUCGCCAUCGGAAAUAAGGGGAGGCCUUGUUAGCACUAACGUGCUUAUGAUAACUGGUGGACAGUUUCUCUCAUACCUUAUAAAUCUUGCAUUCACAGAGUUUUGGUAUCAGCCAUGCGGUUUCUGGGCCUUCAUGGAAACAUCCUUUGUUCUGACAAUGGUCCCAGGAACAUGGCGUUGGAUGCUGGGAGUGUCUGGUGUGCCAGCAGUCAUUCAGUUCUCUCUAAUGCUCUUUCUACCGGAGUCACCUCGAUGGCUUUUUAUAAAGGAUGAUAAAACUAAAGCUAUUGCUGUGCUUUCUAAGAUUUAUUCUCCUGAUCGGUUGGAAGAUGAGAUUGAUAGUCUUUCUGCCGCUUCAGAGGAAGAAUGCCGGAGAAAGAAUAAUGUCAGAUAUCGGGAUGUUUUUAAGUCAAAGGAGAUUAGACUUGCAUUGUUGGCUGGUGCUGGGCUUCAGGCAUUUCAGCAGUUCACCGGUAUCAAUACGGUGAUGUACUACAGCCCAACUAUAGUCCAGAUGGCUGGUUUCUCUUCCAACCAGCAGGCACUUCUCUUAUCCAUGAUCGUUGCUGCUGUGAAUGCUGCAGGGACCAUCGUUGGAAUUUACUUAAUUGACCAUGUUGGUCGGAAAAAACUGGCCCUUGCAAGUUUAUCCGGUGUAUUGGCAUCCUUGGCAAUUCUUUCUGGUGCAUUCUUUGCAGAAUCCUCUGAUUCCACAAAUGGGGUAUAUGGGUGGCUUGCAAUCAUCGGUUUGGCCCUCUACAUCGCUUGCUUCUCACCUGGGAUGGGACCUGUACCAUGGACAGUAAACUCGGAGAUAUACCCCGAAGCAUAUCGUGGAAUAUGUGGAGGCAUGUCGGCCACCGUCAAUUGGAUUUCGAAUUUGAUUGUGGCACAGACAUUUCUUAGCAUCGCUGACGCUGUGGGGACUGGUGCGACGUUCUUGAUUCUCGCGUGUGUAGCCGUGUUGGCAAUUGUGUUUGUGGGUAUCUUUGUGCCAGAGACGAAGGGGUUGACUUUUGAAGAGGUGGAGAAGAUAUGGAAAGAGAGAGCUUGGGGAAGUAGCGAAGGCAAAGAGAGUACAGAAGGCCUCCUUGAAGAUGAAGCCUGAGUGGUAUGAGCCCUUGUUUAUCUGUUAUAUAUAUAGUACGUACUGCAUUAGAAUGAAGCAUCCAGCGGAUUCGCCCCUAUGCCUAUGGAGUAUGACACCUGUUAAGGGGUCCGUUGGCCAUGGACAGUUUGCAAUUUAAGGAAAUAAAUGUGUAUAUUGGAUUUGGCAUUUGCUCUAAAAUGCCAAGGUGCCAACUACGAGUUUCUUUACUCUAUUUGCUGGUUUAAAUCAUGUUGUCUGAUUGGUUAGUC